UUUAAGAGGCAGCUGGCUGUCGGUUGCCAUGGGGACCAGUAGAUACAUUCUGGAGGACCGGCAGCAUGAAGGGCAGAGGCGCCAAAAGUCCGGAGCCGGAGGUGUCCGAGGAACCACAGUUGCCCGCGCCUGAAGCCAAUUAUGCAGCCUUGCAAUUUCUAUCUUCAAUCAGUAAAGAAGAAAUUCAAUUGCUCUAUUUUUCCGAGACUCUGAACAUGAUAUCUGAGACUAACCAGACUCUAGGGGAAUAUACUCUGGACGUACAGCAAGCCUAUUACCAGAACUCUGAGGGGGACCUGAUGCUCAGUGCCCUAGUGCAUGCCACGAGCCGAGGUCAGCUGGAGGAAAUCCCCUGUGGGACUUCUAUCUCAGGUUAUCUCUCCUGGAAUUUGGCAACAUAUGAGCAGCACCAUCAUGAAUUCAUUAAGUUCCUACCCCUGCCUAUUGACAGGAAGACUACAUUAUUGAUGGAGCAGGAAGACAUGCUGGUGACUAGGAUCCUCAAGGAAGGUGAGGAUAUAAAGACGGAAAAGAUGUCGUUCAGUCUGAGUAUGAUGGAUGGGUUCAUCUCAGAGUCUGCCAACCUGGUCCUGCUAAGAGUGAUGGGAUGGCGACGGAAGGUUCCCCUCAAUGCCAAAUUCCUGACCCUUGAUGAAGAAGGAAAGCUCUGCCAUUCCACCUAUGAAGCCCUGGGCUUUCAAACCAUUCAAUUCGGCUCUGAGAAGGCUGAAGCAAUGGUGGUAGAACAGACAAUGCAUUCCAACGAAGACAUCCCCAUGACAUGGCAGUACUACCUGUUACCUGACGGGCACCUGGCCAAGAGAAUCCAGGUGGGUUCCCCCUUCUGCUGCAUCAUCAACAAGAUGCCCAUAAUAAGAGAGGAGGAUGAGCCUGAAUCCAAACUAGUGUUUGAAAAGAAACACCUGGAUUGGGAAGAGGAUCUUCAGCUCUCUGCCAUUUACCGGGAUCGGAAGGAGGAGCUCCAGGCCAGCCAUACCACUUACAUGCGCCAUCACCCAGAGGCCCAGACCCUCAUCUCAGACUUCUUACUCUUCCUGUUGCUCCGCCAGCCUUCUAACGUGGUAACCUUUGCUGCCGAGUACUUUGGUCCCUUUGCCCGAGGCCGGCCACCACUUCCCCCGUUCAGGUCCUCUUGCCGGCCCAGCCCUUUCCGAAGCAUUCGAGGCCUCUGUGUCGCACACAUUGUGCUAGAGGAGAUGUCAGAGCAGUCAUCAGAGGAUAAAGCUGAAGAGAUUUCCUGCCACAGGCAGAGUCCUGAGACCUAAACAGCCUGUCACAGAGGUACCUCCAAGCAGAACACCCUGAGACCUGAAGGACUCAAGGGGCCAGAGACCCUGAAAACACAAGAAAGGGAAGGGGAAGAGGGUGGACAAGAGAAAGGGUAGGUUUUUCUCCAAUAUCAGGUGUCAUUAGGAAGCCAGAAAUAAGAAUAAACAAGAGACUCUGUAAACCUC
Sarcophilus harrisii (Tasmanian devil) is the source of this 1475-nucleotide messenger RNA. RefSeq names its product ciliogenesis associated TTC17 interacting protein (gene CATIP). The transcript is spliced from 10 exons. Bases 66 to 1286 code for a protein of 406 amino acids. Gene Ontology annotation, biological process: actin filament polymerization; cilium organization. Lineage: Eukaryota; Metazoa; Chordata; Mammalia; Dasyuromorphia; Dasyuridae. The record is from RefSeq and is a predicted model, not a curated record.